This is a messenger RNA of Pyricularia pennisetigena, 306 nucleotides long. RefSeq lists its product as uncharacterized. The annotation marks the transcript as partial. The transcript has 2 exons. The record is from RefSeq and is a predicted model, not a curated record. Lineage: Eukaryota; Fungi; Ascomycota; Sordariomycetes; Magnaporthales; Pyriculariaceae.
GUCGACACAGACAGUUCAACACAACAAUACCCUCCUCUGUUCCACUCUGCCACCAAUUUGCCGUCAUUUAUCAAGACCUUUUGGAGCCUGUCUAACGCCAUUCGCUGCCCUGAGCGUUAUAGGCGCGGUAUUGUGGACUACGCACUUAUCAGUCCUCGAAUUUCUAUAGAGCGUGCACCCCUGGAUAAAUUAAACAACCUUACGGUCUCAUCUGUCCACCCUUCCGCUUUUAUAUACCUUAGCAGUGGGCGUCGCUUUGCCUUCGGUAUUUUCCAAAUCUAUCUUUUCUUCAGUUGUUCCGGUUGA